Acipenser ruthenus (sterlet) is the source of this 2915-nucleotide messenger RNA. Its product is annotated as prosaposin-like. The transcript has 14 exons. The coding region runs from base 127 to 1740 and encodes 537 amino acids. Gene Ontology annotation, biological process: sphingolipid metabolic process. Lineage: Eukaryota; Metazoa; Chordata; Actinopteri; Acipenseriformes; Acipenseridae. The record is from RefSeq and is a predicted model, not a curated record. Gene Ontology annotation, cellular component: lysosome.
UUGUUUAGUCACAGUCACCUGACGAGCAGUUUGUGUAUAACUCAGCUGACGCAUUGCAGCAGGAACGAGCUACGCACUACGAACAGGCAGAGAUAAGAUUAUCUUCCAGAAAUACACGAAAAAAAGAUGAUUUUUAUCCUUCCGCUUCUGUUAAUCUCCACAGCUGUGGCUUCUCCUUUGGGGAAGGAGCAGUGUGCGAAGGGCCCCCCCUACUGGUGCCAGAAUGUCAAGACGGCCUCUCAGUGUGGGGCUGUGACCCACUGCCAGCAAAACAUCUGGAACAAGCCAACUGCAAAAUCUGUGCCAUGUGACUUGUGCAAGGAAGUCCUCAGUGUUGUUGGCAACCUGCUGAAGGACAAUGCGACAGAGGCGGAGAUCCUGGGCUACCUGGAGAAGGCAUGUCAGCUGAUCCCAGACAAGGGUGUGUCCGAUGAGUGCAAGGAUAUGGUGGACAACUACUUUCCCAUUGUCAUGGGCAUCGUCAAGGGAGAGCUGGAGGACCCGAAUGUAGCCUGCUGUGCCCUGGGCCUGUGUAAAUCCUUGCAGCAGCAGUUGGGCGCUGCUGCCGCCGCUGCCCAGCAAUUCCUGUCCAACGAGAUUCCUGAGGUUGACCUCUCAAAGGUGGUGUCCCCCUUCAUCGCUAACAUCCCCCUGCUGCUGUACCCCCAGGGCAAAACUGAGGAGGCCCCCCCUGCGGAGGAUGGAGACGUGUGCAAAGACUGCGUGUCGCUGGUUUCCGAUGCUCAGGCAGAGGCCAAGGCCAACUCCUCAUUUGUGAAUAAGAUCGUCGAACAGAUCAAGGAGCAGUGUGACCUGCUGGGGUCUGGCAUGGCUGAUCUGUGCAAGGAGUAUGUCAGCCAGUAUGCUCCACUUAUUAUCCAGCAGUUGAUGUCCAUGAAACCACAAGAUAUCUGUGCCAGGGCUGGGUUCUGUGCCUCCUCUGUGAAGUCUGUGCCCAUGCAGACUCUCGUUGCUGCUAAGCUGUUCCCAGCUGCCAAGGUUGUCCCAGCCGCUAAGGUUGUCCCAGCCGCUAAGGUUGUCCCAGCUACCAAGAUCUCUGCGCCUGCCAAGAAUCUGGUGAAGGUCCGUGAUUCCCCACAGUGCGCUGUCUGUGAGUAUGUCAUGAAGGAGAUCGAGAGCAUGGUGGAGCAGGAGAAGACUGAGGAGUCGGUAAUCCACGCUGUAGAGAAGGUCUGCUCCAUCCUGCCCGCCACCCUCUCUGCCCAGUGCCGCGACCUUAUCGAAUCCUACGGCCAGGCCAUCAUCGAGCUGCUGAUGCAGCAGGCUGACCCCAAGACCAUCUGCACUGUGCUGGGGCUCUGCAAGGAUGCCAGUCGCCUCUAUAUCCCGGCAAUGGACCAGGCUCGCUUCAAGGCAGGAGAUUUUUGCCAGGUGUGCAAGAUGGCAGUAAGCUAUAUUGAUGGGAUCCUGCAGAAGAAUGCCACGGAGGCAGAGAUCGAGGCUGCUGUGCAGAAAGUGUGCAGCUUCCUGCCUGCAGCCAUGCAAGAGGAGUGUGACCAGUUGGUGGAGCAGUAUGAGCCGAUGCUUGUUCAGCUCUUGCUGCAGAUGCUGGAUCCUGACUUUGUCUGCACUAAACUGAGAGCCUGCGCAAGUGCAGCUAAACCCAACCUGCUGGGAAGCGAACAGUGCAGUUGGGGACCGUCCUUCUGGUGCAAGAACAUGGACACUGCCUCCCGCUGCAAUGCUGUUGAACACUGCAGGCGCCAUGUGUGGAACUAAAGAAAAAAAAACGAAUGAACACAACUUGGAGGAAUUUCUCCUUUUUUAUUAGAUUCAAAAUGACAAUGUAUUGUUUAGUUUUAAUUUUCUUGUUCUUGUUUUCAAGAGAAUCAGGCUUUUGUGUUUAGCUUAUAACUUAGCUGUGCAAGAAUACCAUGCUAACAUGGGAGCUGUCCCUCAUUUUUGGGUGAGGGAAGGAAUGUGAUCUCUGUAGAUUUGUGUGUUUCUCUAGAAGGGAAGAGGGGUGGCUUGUACUGUAACUAGUAACUGUUUCUCCAUUUAGAUGCACUGGGUGAAUACAGGGAAGGAAAUGGGAGAUUUGAAUGCAUAGAUAGGAAUUGGUUGGGGGCCCUUGAACCUGAGCACUGACAUUAGCCUAUUCUACUUUUAGGUUGUGGGUAUAUUUCUGAUGGCUUUUAAAUGUUUCUGUUCCAACACUGGAUGGCCAAGGCCAGAGUGUCCCAUUAUAUAGGCAUAUCUAUAUGUGUGUGUGAAGAGAUUGGGUGGUAAUGAUUUAUCAAUAUGCUCCUCCAAAGGUUAGGGUGCAAGAAUCUGACUAUCCCUGAGUGAACCAAGAACUACAUUAUUAUUGUGACCACAGAGCUUGAGCUGCUUUCUGUGAAACGGUAUGACUCCAUCCCUGUUCCAAUUCAUUAUUUUACAAGGAAUUUCCCAUCCUUUUUACAUAUAGACAGGCAGUGUGUAGGCAUAGGUACAAGUGAUUUGCUAACCUGAUGUACACAAAGUGUUUGAGAGAUUGUUGGACAUGUAAGUAAAUUAUUUUCAGGCAUUCUGAUUGGCUAGCUGAGAUUGACUCGUGAAAGGCCUUUGCUGCUGUGUAAUUUUUUUUGUUUUUUUGGGGCAACCACCAAAUUGAAGGACCCAUAGUUGCUAGGGAACUGCAUUUUGAGGCAAAUGGUGAAACAGGUGUCUUUAAAAUCAUAAGGAUAACUUGAAGCUGAAUUAUUUUCCUAAUACAAGCUUUCUAUUCAUUUUUUUUUUGGCAGUAAUUUUGUUUGUUGCACAUACUGAUUUGUGUUGGUUUUUAGUGAGCUAAAGUGAAUCUUUCCUGAUCCUAGGCAUCAGGGCGUCGUAAUGGCAUGCCAGUGUCAAUGUGUGAUCCGGUUCAUACCUGCAGAUUUGUAAUAAAUUAAUAAAUAAAUAAAUAAAGCCUU